Jatropha curcas is the source of this 1717-nucleotide messenger RNA. RefSeq names its product protein FEZ. The record is from RefSeq and is a predicted model, not a curated record. Gene Ontology annotation, biological process: regulation of DNA-templated transcription. Gene Ontology annotation, molecular function: DNA binding. Lineage: Eukaryota; Viridiplantae; Streptophyta; Magnoliopsida; Malpighiales; Euphorbiaceae.
CAAUAUAAAGUUCAAGAAAGCAAAAAAUCAUAGAAAACAAAACUACUAUUCCCUUGGUAGUUUAGCUUGGCUCAAAUUUUCCCACCAAGAAAAUCUUGAUUUUCUCAUAAACACACUCUCCAUUGCAGUUACCCUAAAAUGGCGGCCUAAGCUUCGGAAGCAGACUCCUUAUCAGGAAGCAUAUAUUUAGGUCUGCAUUAACUGAACUGUACUAUGCACUAAUUCUCCCAUUCAUUUUCACUUUGAAAUUUUCUCAACACUAUAACACCUACUUGUAAAUUCUAAGUUUUCCCUCUUCAACUCUCUCUGUACUUGUAAAACUCAAAUACACUAGUAACUGGAGAGAUUGAAGAGGGGUUCAUGGAAGAGAAGAGUACUGAUCUUGAUAAGAUGGAUGAUGUUAUGUUGCCUGGAUUUCGGUUUCAUCCAACUGAUGAAGAACUUGUUGGUUUUUACCUUAAAAGAAAGAUUCAGCAACGAUCUUUGCCUAUAGAGUUGAUUAAGCAAGUUGAUAUCUACAAAUAUGAUCCCUGGGAUCUUCCAAAGCUGGCGACUACAGGGGAAAAAGAGUGGUAUUUCUACUGUCCUAGAGACAGAAAAUACAGAAAUAGUGCAAGGCCUAAUAGAGUCACUGGAGCUGGGUUUUGGAAGGCGACUGGAACCGAUCGUCCUAUUUACUCUUCUGAUGGGACUAAAUGCAUAGGUUUAAAGAAGUCCUUAGUGUUCUAUAGAGGUAGAGCUGCUAAAGGGAUAAAAACUGACUGGAUGAUGCAUGAGUUUCGCUUACCUUCUCUUUCAGAACCGUCACCACCAAAGAAGCUCCUAGACAAAAGCCUUCCUCCAAAUGAUGCAUGGGCUAUUUGCAGAAUAUUCAAGAAAACUAAUUCUAUGGCACAAAGAGCUCUUAAUCAUUCUUGGAUGUCUCAAAUACCAGACACUACAGCAUCUAAUAUACUCAAUCAAGGAGUACAACGCUGCACACAAUUCAGUCCAGAGAACAUUUCUUGCACAACCGAAAUCGCAUCAGUUUUCCCGAUAUGUUCUAAUAAUGACUUACAACAAGCAUCCUCUGCGAGCUUUUCUGCUAUAGAUUUAUCCUCUUACAACAAACCUAUGACUCCUACUUCAGUUGACAAGCCAUCUCUAUUUCCUCUUACAAAUGGAGACCUCCUUCAUAGCAAUUUUAUGUUUUCACCACUUGAAAUUUCAGGUCAUACCAAAUGUACAGUUGAUGCCUCUUCUUCUUCUAUGCUAUUGAACCCUGCAUUAAUUGGUGAUAUUAGUAAAGUUUCUGAAAGUAUAAACUUUGAAGGGUCACAUAAUCAGCAGUUUAAUGGAUUCGCAAUCAGUUUAUCUCAAGAUACACAAGCUAAUAUGGGUGCAGAAGAAGAUGAAGCAAAUUUGAGGAAAAAUUCUAAUGGAAUUUAUGAUAAUAACCAAUGGGGAACAGUCCGAUCGAUUGGAUUUCCCUUCAGUUUGCCCUCAAAUCUGCCAUGGGAUUCACCACCUUGUCCGAGUGAGAUGUCUUCUACUUAUUCUACAAACAAAUGCUACACUUAAAUCCUACUAAUCAAAGAGGAUAUGGGAUUUAAUUAUAGCAUUUUAUAUUUAUAUAUAUAUCCUGCUUUGGGUGUUCAGUUGGAGCUUGAUAGAGUCCAAAAUGUACUAUGUUUGCUAUGUUAUUGUACAGUUUUUAUAUAUUCCAAUCAUACAGACU